AUUGACACCAUAGGUAAUCUCGCGCUAUGUCGUGGCACACAGCUGGGAGCGCCAGCGAGCGCGAGCGAACGCCUCAAACCGGCUUUAAAUAAACGCAUGCAGUGCUGCAGACUGGUAUUCGCCUUUUAGGUCUCUUGCAGAGCAGAAGUGAAUUUGAAUUUAGCGCAACUAAGUGAUUUAUUUUGCGAAAAUUUACGAGAAAUAAGGAGAAUUUUACAAGUAUUUUUCUGAAAUAAAUUUGAGAUUUAUCAAGGAAAAUAUAAAAUUUAAUUUCAAAUAGAUUUUUUGGGGUUAAACAAAGUAUUUGUACCAAAUUUCAACUAACCCACUGCAAACCAAACACAACCAAAGUGCAUUUUAGUGUGUCUAGAGUUUUUUGUCAUACAAAAACAAAAAUAAAUACUAGCGAAUUAGAAAUCAUACUUUGGCUAAUAGUUAGCUAAAACCAAUAGGCGCCAGAAAAAGUGCGUGAGACACGCAACGAACUGCAAUUUGUACAAAAAAAAACAACACAAAAUCAAGUGAAAAUUUUGUAGAAAAUUUUUUUAAUUGCAAAACAUAAAAAACAAGUAGUGAAAGUCACAAAAGCUAAAAGCUUGCACUGAAAACACACAACAAAGCAAAUUAGCGAGCAUUUGAAAAGCAAAAUUUGUUUUUGUGCACAAUUUGCAUUCUACGUGCAUUUGACGAGCCAAAUCGUUACAUUGGGUGCAGCAAAUUGUUGUUUACGCUUAGCCAAUCACACGGCAGUCAGCACUGACCACAGAAUCGGUUCCAUAUUCGCCAACAAGCAAACGCAUCAAGGUGCCCGGAACGGUGACAGCGACAGCAGCAGCCAAGCAGCGGACGACAAUAAAAGCCUUAAAAUGACAAGUGCAACAGCAACAAAUAUAAAUCGCUCGCACAGUUUUGUGAACGCGCUCAAGUGGUGGCCACUGCAGGGUCACAACCAGCAGUCCAAUCAUGCAGCGCAUGGUGGUGGCGGUGGUGUGGGCGCGGGUGGCGGCGGUGGUGGCUGUGUCAGCGCUGGCCCCAGCACCGCCAGUGGCUUGAGUCUGUUGGGGCAUUUACACAGCAAGACGGCGACUUUCGGCAGCUCAGUGGCAGUGCAAAAGCUGCGCGAAUCCAAGUGGUUCAAACGUGAUGAGCAGCGCAUUUUCUGUGCCGUUGUCGAGUGCGGCUUCAUCGUGGAGUUGCGCAGCAAUACGAAAACCACCACCAACCACAAUAAGCGUACGAUGCGUAGCAAUAGCAGCGGCAGCGGUGGCAGCGGCGUUGAUGAGUACGAAUUGGAUCUCAAUAAUGACGAGGAGGAUGAGGAGGAGGAGACGCUGCAGUUGGCAAUGCGGGCGCAGGAUGAAAACGAAACACCGAUGACGUCAUGGUUCGGCAUUGUCCUGUGCAAAACGGCUAAAGACAAUAAACCCAAACCUGAGACGAUUGAAAUCUACACUGUGAAAAUACGUGAAAGCGGUACAUUCAAAAUGCUCAAACUCACGCUGGAGGAUAUCUGGAAUCAAGGCUGGGAAUUGCGCAUCAAUAAUUUCGCCGACAAGGAGAAAUCAGCACACAAUGAAAAGGACAUACGCAAUCAGGUGUCCUUUGCGCGCAAGGCCAAACAUAGUCUCUGGAAUAAUAACAAGCAUUUUGUGUACUGGUGUCGGUACGGCAGCCGCCAGCAGGACGUGCGAAAGCGACAGAUGUCCGAGUGCGUGAAGUGGGGCAGCGUUGGCAUGAAUGCCGGCAUGAUAUUGCUCAUGAACAAACAGAAAUCCUACUCCACCUCCAAGUGAACAUACACACAUACACAGAACUUUUAGCGGCGUAGAAGAUUUCAGCAAAUCCAGUGAGGAUUCACGAUCUAUCGAUCAAUCAAAGGAGAGAGAUAAAGAACGAAAUACUGUACUGAAGUUAGGCAAAACAAAACAAAACAAAAAAAAAAAAACACAAACCAAUUGUAAGCACAUGUCCAGCUGCUUAUUUCAUAAUUGAUUUCCAAUAAGCGACUUACAAAAUUAUUUACUUUAAAAUGUUAUUGAUAAAAAGCGUAGUUCAUAAAUAUUGUAUUAUUAUUGUUUAAAAUGCACAGAUUGGCAUGUAAACUUGUUAAACCAAAUGAAAUGCGCUGCUCAAAUCACAGAAACUUGUUUUUGCAAAAAUUUGUUACAAAUGUUAGUGCGCAGGCGCCGCUUAAACGUGAAAUAUAUUAAAAAAAAAAAAAACUUACAUAGAAAAAGCAAAAAAGAAAACAAGUAUUAUGUAUGAAAAACGCAAACGAAAUUGUAAAAAAUUUAAAAACGCAUUAAUUUACUAAAAAAAAAAUGUACUUCAGCGACAGACAUUUCGCAUAACUAGUAACGAGUUAUAUAAAUUGCAACUUGCUAAGCAACCAAAGUAUUACUAAAGGAGCGGUUGGCAACUUUAACAUGUUUUUGUAAACAAUUUUUCGUUAUUAUUAUUUUAUUAUAAAUAAUUUUUAUAUAAUAUAUAAUUUUUAUGAUUUCUCAUUAAGUGACGUAAGUUAAGUUGCGCGCCAAUUCUGACAUACAAACACACACAUACACACUUGUGUACAUGCGUAUAACUCGCCGUUAGGAGCACGUUCUUCCUCUCGCUGAUUAUGAUGAUUGAUUGCAGUGAACGGAUCAGUAACCAAGCCCCAGAAGCCUCCCCCCUCCAACAUAAUACAAAGAACAUUCACACAUGCACACAUGCAUACACAUACAUACAUACGGGUAUGCAUAAUGUGUUAGUACUCAGAAGCAAAACAAAUAUCAAUCAAUAAUAUGGAACUAUUGUAACAACAAAAACAUUCAUGACCUUAAAGUUGUUAAGUUGUUGUAUUGUAGCUUUACUUAUUGUACAACAAACUAUUACUUAAGGAUACAUAUACACACAUACAUAAAACAUUUAUAUAAGUACAAUACAAUAUAUACAUACAAUAUAUAUAGUUACAUACAUAUAUGUAUAUGUAUAUAUAGGCAUUGUGCGCUCAUCUCUGCCACGACGAGUAUUGUAUUACAGUACCCGUUACUGACACACUGUGAAUUUCUAAUAUGAAAAAAGACUUGAUUUCUAUUUAUAUAAGAUUUAAGAUUUAUGUACCCAAAAAAUGAAACUGUAAAACUUUAGCAUUGCAUGCAUAUGCGUAUUGCCUAAUAUAGCGCUAAAUAAACUUUAAAAGUUUAUCCUUAUUCGUUUUCGCUGUGGUCUAUUGUGUAUAUGCAAUUAUUAUAUAAAUUUCGUUUAUUUAUCUAUGUACUGCAAGUAUAUAUGUAUUUGAUAUUUAUUAUCUAAGUGAAGCUGCAAAACUUAUGAUUAUUAUUAUUGUUUUUAUCGCUGAGAGAAGCGUUAGCGUGUAAACUAAGUUUUUGCAUAUGCUGAAUGCAUACGGAUAAAUCUUACAACAAUGCUAGUGGAAAUUGAUGUGAUCUGUUUUGUUUAUUAUAAAACAUAAAAACUUUAAAUUAUAUAAUUUUUAAGAAGUUAUCAAUAAGCGAACACAAACACUUUACAUAUGUACAUAUGUAUGUAUAUGGUGAAUAUCAUGAAAAUAUUCAAUAAUAUUGCUGGCGAAUUCAGUGAAUCGCAGUAUUUACAUAAAUUAAAUUUAAUAGAAAUGAUAUGUAAAAAUAUCGUAUUGUAUUUAGAAAUUAGCACAUAAGGGUUAAAGCGAUAAGCCGCUCUGAUAUAUAUGAAAAGCUUAUGAUAUUGAAUUAAAAAAACGUUUUUUUUUUGCAUCGAAAUUUGAAUAAAGGUUCGUUUUUUGACAACAAAA
Messenger RNA from Bactrocera oleae (olive fruit fly), 3778 nucleotides. Its product is annotated as lethal (1) G0469. Lineage: Eukaryota; Metazoa; Arthropoda; Insecta; Diptera; Tephritidae. The record is from RefSeq and is a predicted model, not a curated record.